UUUUUACAGUCAGCUGCGCGCACCUCGUAAUAUAUUUUGAGGAUUUCGUAAUAAAAAAUAGAUUGCCGGCUUUUGGUUUGAAAUGUUCAAAAAUAAUUCAGCUGUAAUAAAAUGUCGGACUGGUAUUGGCGGGUAAUUGCUCUGAAGGCAGCGUUUGCUUUAAGUUUUAUCGUUUGUAGUUUACGUGCGGACGAUACUGUGCAAAAGUUACCGUUCUGCAAUCCUAAUAAUGUUAAGGACGGUCCCGUCAUAGUCAGCACAUUGGACGGACGGCUCACAGCCUUCUCAACACAGAAUGGCCUCAAAGCUUGGGAUUUGGAGACACAGCCGCUGCUCUCGUCAAAUCUUCACCAUGUCGAGCUCACAUCUGGAGGAAGGGUCCGCUUGGUCCCGUCGCUCAGCGGCAGCCUGUACAGUCUCAGCGGGGACAACAUUGAGCCGUUACCCUUCGAUGCUGACCAACUGUUGUCCUCAUCAUUUAAGUACUCGGACGACCUUGUUAUAGCUGGUAAGCCAUUUCAAUAUUUUAAUAUUCCUCCAUCUGUCUUUAAAAUUGUUAAACUCAUAUUUAAUUUCAGGGAGUCAAAACGCGAGCGCGUACUACGUGAAGUGAGAGCCCUAGCCAAGUUAGACCACGAACACAUCGUGCGGUACUUCAACGCGUGGGUGGAGGAACCGCCGCCGCUGUGGCAGAAACAGAGGGAUGAGGUGUGGAUGAGAGAACUGGACGGUGUAUCAGUGGCCAUGUCCGAUGAGUACACGGCGACCUCUCCCGCCCCCGCCAAGCGCCCGCCCAGUGACGUCAUGCUGAACCUCAAGUCUUCAGACCUCAGCUUCGACGCGCUGGAGUUCAAGAAGGACGAGCCUUCCAAGAGGAUCAGAUCCUUCAGCUGCGACGAUUCCUUCAGCAUAGUUUUCGAUGAGAACGCACCAUCCUCCGACAAAACUCCGACCAAUGACGUCACAUAUUCAAAGACCAACGACGUCACACACUCAAGGACCAAUGACGUCAGUCACUCGAAGCCCGACGACGACUCGUUCAUAGUAUUCGCUCACUCCGAAACAGAGUCGAAGAGAAACUCCUUUGAUAAGAGAUUGGAGAGAGUUAAAGAGUGCGAUUAUAAGACUGAAAGUUCUACUACUGGGAGGAAGAAGAAGAAGGGCCACACUCGCCACUGGUCCCUGGACAUGGUGGUCCGUAGCUCGGACCCCUCGCCCGCAGGUCCUCACCCGCAGAUGUACCUCUACAUCCAGAUGCAGCUGUGUCGGCGCGACAGCUUGCACGACUGGCUCCGGGACAACCGCAAGUGCGACGCCAGGGCUGAUAAGGUAAAGAUCCUAUUCAGUCAGAUAGUAUCAGCGGUGGAAUACGUCCACUUAGCGGGCCUCAUCCAUCGAGAUCUCAAACCGAGUAACAUUCUAUUCGCUCCCGACGGCCGCGUCAAGGUCGGAGACUUCGGGCUGGUCACCGCCAUGAACGACACUUCUAAUGAUGGCGAGGAGAAGACUGAUGCUGUGGACCCUCAUCAACGGCAUACGUAUAGAGUUGGCACCCACCUCUACAUGUCACCGGAACAGCUGCUGGGCCGUCCCUACAGCUACAAGGUGGACAUAUACUCCUCGGCUGAUCCUGUUGAGUUGCUGCAGCCCUUCGCUACGGAGGCCGAGCGCGUGGCGUGUCUUCUACGGCUCAGGAACUCUUUGUAUCCUGAACAGUUUACUCAGAGUUAUCCUCAAGAGACGGAAGUCUUAAAGCUGAUGCUAGAGGAUCCCUCGCAGCGUCCAACAGCUACAGGUGUGAGAGCUCGCGCGCCGCUGUUCCAGCUCACCAACCCUGAACAUCACUUCAUACUGCCUGCUAUGGCGGCCGCGUAACAU
This is a messenger RNA of Trichoplusia ni (cabbage looper), 1878 nucleotides long. RefSeq names its product eukaryotic translation initiation factor 2-alpha kinase-like. Lineage: Eukaryota; Metazoa; Arthropoda; Insecta; Lepidoptera; Noctuidae. Gene Ontology annotation, biological process: protein phosphorylation. The record is from RefSeq and is a predicted model, not a curated record. Gene Ontology annotation, molecular function: ATP binding; protein kinase activity.